Molecule: messenger RNA, 3518 nt
Organism: Macrobrachium nipponense
Lineage: Eukaryota; Metazoa; Arthropoda; Malacostraca; Decapoda; Palaemonidae
Exons: 2
Coding region: 504-3062 (852 amino acids)
Source: RefSeq, a predicted model, not a curated record
UCCAACGCCGUAUAAUGUCCAUAGGAGCUCUUGUGUUGUAGUACGCGCGGGGCGCAACCUCGUUUGAAAUAAGAACGCUUAACCGCCCUUACUCUCCGUUUAAUGAAAUUAUAUAAGAGAGGUUUUCGUAUUUGAAUAAAUUGAGGAUCUUAAGCUAUAAUCCAACAUGGCAACCGUGAUUUCCGAACGCCAAUCAACUUGUCAAGAUGAUGUUAUUAAUUUCUAUGAUAUUAACGCUCUCACGAGAUACUGAUAUAGUCUAACGGAGUAUACAUAUAUUUUCCGAAUAUUCCAGAGGAUUAAAUAACGUCGCCAAAGUAGAUUUUAACUUAUAAGAUAAAGGAGAAAAUAGCCGAAAAAUGGAAGUGGACUUAGGACGUUGUGGCGGGACCAGUGAUCACACACGUGAAUAUCACACGCGAGGCUGUGGGUCCAUCUGUCUGGUUUAAUGGGUUUUCUCCAUCGGCAGCUCGACUCUUCGAGCCUUGGAUGAAGAGCGCGGCAUGGGGAAGCCGUGGGAUUUGUGGAUCGCCCUAACCGUCAUCUGCGUCUGGUCCGGCUGCCUCGCCCUCAGGACGAACAAUGAAAAGGGCCGAGCGACCCAGCUGCGCCUCAUGACGAAGGCUGGGGAGACAGAGGCCCUUCCCAGGCGAGGAACAGCCAUCAGGGAGAAGGAAAUCGCCGCCAUUUUCAGGGGCGUGGCCUACGGCGCUCCUACCCAGGGACGCCCCAUCAAUUCGACCAUCCCUUCGGCCUUCGUCGUCCCUCCUGGCGUGUCGACUGUGGCUGCUGCUGCUGCAUCAUCCUCCUCCUCCUCCUCCUCCUUCGCUUCCACAGUGGCUACUUUAGAAGACUCCUACUAUGCUGUUUCCCAUCUCCCGCUGAACCCGGAGCCCGGUCCUAACCCCGAGAGAGACAGGAACAGCGAUGGCACCUCUGCGAAAGAUCACAACGGGGGGUUUCAUGACGAGACGAACAGUGCCAUAGUUUCCUUAUCCACACUUUCUCCAAAGGGCACCAGUUCAAUCAAUCAUCAUAUAACCGGUGGUAGUUCGGAGAAUGCAACGGGCGUCGUCGGAGUCAAGGGAAUAGGGAAGAAUGGCAGUCAGGGCUCGGCUGACUUGCGAUGGAACCUCGGGUUGAUCUGGUGGGUGCAAGUGUACACGUCUGUGGGUCUGUUCACGCUGCUGGCGAUAGUGACGCUGUUCCUGAUGACGCGCUUCGCCAUCUCUACUCACUUGUUGCCCCGACCGCACUACCUCCUGCUCCACUUGCUGAUAUUCUUCACCGCUUUCCUGCGCAGCCUCCACAUCCUUCACGACUCUCACACUUUGAAGUAUGCACUGCCAGUGUUUCUCCUGGCCAAUGUCGAGGAAGCGAUAUGGCCUUGCCUAACUGCAGCUCUUGCACUUGUGCUCGUGGCUGUGCUACGAGUCUGGCGUCACCCAAAGCAUCCCCACCUAGCCCUAGGCCUAGCUCUCGUCACAGCAGUGCACCUCGUUACACUUCCCGCUGCUCUUUUGGCAGCAACUUUGCUCAAGGAGGAGGAAAAUCUACCCAUUAAGACGACUACUCGAGCAGUGACUGCUGCGUGGGGAGGUGCCGUAGGCAUGGGAGGCAUCUGGGCAGUUUGGCGGGAGAGUAGAGACUAUUCCUCCCAGAUGACGACAGAUGUUCGGGUCAGUAGCAGCCAUGAGAACUCCUCCCCUAAUGUGGCUUAUCCUGCGCGCUUGGUGUUUACAGCAGCCGUAACCCAGCUGCUUCUUGCGGGUCUCCACGUUUAUACACUUCUAAUGCCCAUAUCGCCCGAAGGUCACAUUUGGGUAUGGUGGUUUUGUAUAAGUAUCUCCAGAGGAUUAGAGCUAGUUGUUUGUAGUACCUUGGUUUCAGCUGCAGCACUAACCUUAGAUAGACCUAGCCAGUGCUGCGUUUUCAGAUCUUGUUGCCAGAAAAGGACGGUUGAGAUUGUUCACCCAACCGAAAUCAAGAUGAUUCAUCCUAUGGGUGUUUAUACUCUACAGCCGGCAAGACCCAAAAACGAACAUGCUCAAACCAUCGCUGCUUUAUCAUUAAGUAACCCACAUAAAGACAAGAGGAACCACAGCAGUUUAGAUUACGUUACAUCAGAUUUCCAGCUCGUUUGGAGUCAUAAUCGCCAAAGACCGUUAGCGGGCUCGCAGACGACUCAUCGGCUCAUAGGAGAUGAUAUACCAAGGGCACACAUACUUCCAAUUGCUCCAAGAAAUGUAAUGGAACCCUUUGUUAAUACCAACGCAUUUUCCUCUACACUACCACGGAACAGAAUCUAUGCAUCUCCGACAGCUUGCCUGCAGUUUGAAGAGGAAGAAAUGAAAAACUCGCAAGAACGAGGCAUAAACUACAACAGCAAAAGUUCCACCUUGUUAUCAGAGAGUAGUGGCAGCAGCAAGCUCUAUUCUUCUCCCCAAAUCCCACUGAGAUCGAGCAGGAGCUGGGACGAGCUAUCAACUGGCCAUGUGUACGAGGACCCCAUGAAGGCGAAGCCCGGCUCCGUCGACGAGGGCUUGUCAGACCUCUCGGACAUGAACAGUGAUAACAUAAACGACCUUUUCUUUAACGAAACUUGUAGUCCAGUGUUACUUCGUCCAAAAAGGCGAUCUCGGAGGCGCCACCACACGGCCUGCUAUCUCAGCGCUCGGCAUUUCACAACGCACCAGCCUGGUGGUGUUGGUGUUGGCGGUGGUGGUGUUCACCACCCAGGCCAUCUCGUCUCCCACUCCUCCAAGAGCUCUGACCAGAAGCUUCUCGUCCGCCAGAACGCCACUCAGCACACCCCCAGCGAGCAGGGUACCUUCCCGAAACCUGGGGACUUCAGCAGCGUCAACGCGUCCCUCCCAGGGAUACUGCCCCCUCCCCCCUUCCUCUCUAGUGCUCAAAACACCUCCACAGUCCACCGUGGGUCCCUCCACCCUCCCUCCUCCGCCCAGAAUUCCUCCUCUUCCUCCUCCUCCAUUCGGCAUGGACACGUGGGCCUGAACAGACCCAAGUUGAAACCUAAGCCCGAUCACCACGACGGGUUUUAACCCGUCUCGUUCGUCUGUAGUGAAUCCCUUAGGCGUGUUUUGGUGAUAGUGAAGUGUGGGAUGAACCCCCGUGAUGACUCUAGUCUAAAACCCUUCACCCUUUCAUUCUGUGGCUACUUAGACAAUCAUAAAUAUACAGUAAAUAUGUUAUAUAUCAAAUAUGAUGUUGUGUAUAAAUGAAGACGGCGCAUUUUCAUCAUCAUGAUUUUUUUAUAUACAAAAAUAAUCGCUUGUCAAACAUAUUUAUGCCUGCUUUAUGUUUUCCCCUUUCAUCUCCCGUCGUCAGACGAUUUCAAAACAGCUCCCCCGCCCCCCCACCCCCACCCCAACAAGGGUGGACAAUGUUUGAAUUGAAUCUUCAAAAGCCGAUCGCAGAAUUAUUUUCUGUGUCAUGCAACCCAGAGAGAAUUUUCAGUUCUCUCUCUCUCUCCUCUUCUCUCUCUCUCAUUUUCUCUU